Molecule: messenger RNA, 3219 nt
Organism: Serinus canaria (Common canary)
Lineage: Eukaryota; Metazoa; Chordata; Aves; Passeriformes; Fringillidae
Gene: RNF38
Product: ring finger protein 38
Exons: 15
Coding region: 704-2002 (432 amino acids)
Source: RefSeq, a predicted model, not a curated record
AGCGCUGGCGGACGGGUCGGGUCGGGCCCGGCCCCGGGCGGCCGCGGCGGCCCCGAGGUUGAGGCGGGGCAGCCCCCGCGGGAGCCGCGGCGGAGGCGGCGGGGCCGCAGCAGUGGGAAGGGGAAAGAGAGAAAAGAAGUCCUUUCACCCCUUGAGAAUUUUGCUCUUUGCCUUCAACCAGUCUAACUGGAUUGCAUUGGAACUGUACCUCACCUGCUAGAAAAGUAGGAAAAUAAGAACAUUCUUUCUUUAAUGUAUGCAGUUCCUGGUUCUCAGUAAACACAUUCCAGGUACUGAGAGAGGACAUUUUUUGAUCUGUCUUCUGUGUUUGUCUUGGUAAAACAUCAGAACUGAAUACAAAGCAAGAUGGAAAAUGAAGAGAUGGGAGACAUAAAAGACUAGAAAAUUCAUUUAAAAUAGUGCUUUGAAAGCAUUUGUGAAGACAAGUGAAUUCCAAGUCCAUGAGUAUGGCUUUGAGAAAAACAUUCAGAUACAGGCAUAAAGGACAUGGGGCAGAGGAACCAGCCACUGCUGCAGUAGUUUAUAUGUUUACAGGGCCUUUACUGGGUCUGGCACAUGUAGAAAAGGAAGUUCUGCAAGCUGCUAUGGGUAAAAGAGCGAAGACAGUCCUAGUCCCAAGCGACAACGCCUUUCCCAUUCCGUCUUUGACUACACAGCAGCAUCACCAGCCCCAUCACCACCAAUGCGACCAUGGGAGAUGACAUCAAAUAGGCAGCCUCCUUUGGCUCGACCCAACCAACACCACUUCUCAGGGGAACGAUGCAACACACCUGCACGAAACAGGAGGAGUCCUCCUGUUCGACGUCAGAGAGCAAGGAGAGAUCGUUUGUCUAGACAUAAUUCUAUUAGCCAGGAUGAAAACUAUCACCAUCUCUCCUAUGGACAGCAGCAAGCAAUAGAAGAGCCUCGAGCCUUUCGCCCACCAAAUGUAUCUCCUCGUAUGUUGCACCCAGCUGCUCACCCACCACAGCAGAACGCAGUGAUGGUUGACAUUCAUGAUCAGAUCCAUCAGGGCACAGUUCCUGUUUCAUAUACAGUGACAACUGUGGCUCCACAUGGGAUACCACUUUGCACAGGCCAGCACAUUCCAGCCUGCAGCACGCAGCAGGUCCCAGGGUGCUCAGUGGUUUUCAGUGGCCAGCACCUUCCAGUAUGCAGUGUGCCUCCACCAAUGCUUCAGGCGUGCUCAGUCCAGCACCUACCUGUCCCAUAUGCAGCAUUUCCACCCCUCAUUUCUAGUGACCCAUUCCUUUUGCAUCCUUCUCAUAUCUCUACACACCACCCUCCUCACUUACCUCCUCCAGGACAAUUUGUUCCUUUCCAAGCACAACAGUCACGGUCGCCACUUCAAAGGAUAGAAAAUGAUGUAGAAUUGCUUGGAGAACAUCUUCCUGUAGGAGGUUUUACAUACCCUCCCUCAGCCCAUCCACCAACGUUGCCUCCCUCAGCUCCUCUUCAGUUCUUAGCCCAUGAUCCAUUACACCAGGAGGUGUCAUUUGGGGUACCUUACCCACCUUUUAUGCCUCGAAGACUCACAGGGCGCAGCAGAUACCGAUCCCAGCAGCCAAUACCACCACACCCUUACCAUCCCAGCCUAUUACCUUAUGUGCUAUCAAUGCUCCCAGUGCCACCGGCAGUUGGACCAGCUUUCAGCUUUGAGUUGGAUGUUGAAGAUGGAGAGGUAGAAAACUAUGAGGCACUGCUGAAUUUGGCAGAACGUCUGGGAGAAGCCAAACCACGGGGAUUAACAAAAGCAGACAUUGAGCAGCUUCCAUCCUACAGGUUCAAUCCAAACAAUCACCAGUCAGAGCAGACAUUAUGUGUGGUGUGCAUGUGUGAUUUUGAGUCAAGGCAGCUACUUAGAGUCUUACCCUGUAACCACGAGUUCCAUGCCAAGUGUGUUGAUAAAUGGCUGAAGGCAAAUCGUACCUGCCCGAUUUGUAGAGCUGAUGCUUCAGAAGUGCAUCGUGAUUCAGAAUGACCAAUCUAAGAGCACAAAUCUGGUUUGGGUGUUCCUGGUCACAUGUAUAUAUGAACUCUCUGUUGAACUUACCUACCCAUGUGGCUUCCAGCCUACCCUUUACACAAAAGGGUCAAUGGACCUUACUUUGCACUGUGUGACUUAAUCAAUUAUAAAGCUUAUAACUAGUCUUCACAGUUACAGGAUUGUUAUACUAACAAGUGUGAUUGGAACUCCAAAGAUUUUUUUUAGCUUAAUUUUUUUGUGUGCACUAACAUUCCCUGGGUUUUGUGUGAUCAUUCCAAGUAUUGCUGCGAGAUUACUGUGGAUGUGAUCUUUUAGCAUGUGCUUUUAUAUAAAAGAAAAAGGAAAAAAAAAAGUGGUAGCUCCAAACAAUAUAGCAAUCUACCUUAUAUAGAGCCUUCAGAUACUGUGAGUGGGGAUGAAUGGUGUGUAUGUUUGCCUGAGAGAGGGUGAGUGAAGUGUGCUUGUGACUGGGUAUGCCUGUAUUUUUGAGAACCUAUAUACCAGCAUGUACUGAGAACGUAUGUGUGUAGUAAUAAUUAUGCUGCAAUGUAUAAUCUUGUGUGUUAUUUAAACAGUACUAGUACUGUACACUGGUUCCUUUCCUUGUGUUUGCAGUUGCACACUGAAUGCGAUGGGUGCAGCAAUUACAGACAUUUAGUAUUUUGUCCCCAGCGUACUUACAGGUGUAAAGACCUUUCUACCUACUACUAUUCAAACAGCUGUUAUGCUUCCCCUUCACUGGAGGCUUUAAGUAUGUACCACUAAAGAAUGCAUUGAUUCUUCAUACAUGGGUAACCUUGGGUGUUUUAUCGUAUGUUACAAAGUCUGGAUUUUUUAAUGGCUGAUUUACAAGUUAUUUUUUCACUGUAGAGUCACAAUACCACAUUUAGCAAUAUUAAUGUUUUCAGUUGCUGAAAUAUAUCAAUGUUUUUCUGUUUUCCUUUUUAAUUUUUCUAGCUGGGUUUACCAGUUAUGUGUUUCUUUCAUGAAAGGAAGCAGGAAGUACAUUGAGGGUGUCCUGGUCUUGUGGAACAGCUCUUAACUUUUGCCCAUUGUACUUGCUAAGGGCAUCAUCUUAUAGCUUAUAAACAUUGGCUUUUGGUUCUUUGUCAUCUGCAAGGAAGUUGGUAUGUAACUAAAAUAACUUGUAAAAGGUUACAAUUUUAUUCCUGCAACUUCAUGAAUAAAAUACAUUUUUUAGUGUUUUCUCA